Molecule: messenger RNA, 405 nt
Organism: Plasmodium malariae
Lineage: Eukaryota; Apicomplexa; Aconoidasida; Haemosporida; Plasmodiidae
Product: conserved Plasmodium protein, unknown function
Exons: 5
Coding region: 1-405 (134 amino acids)
Source: RefSeq, a predicted model, not a curated record
AUGAAUUUUGAUAAUUUUGUUAAUAUUUUAUAUGGAAAAGAUGUAUUCGAUGAUGAGAAUUCCAAGUACAUCAGAGAUACCAUUUUCCCAUAUUUAUUACCUUUAGUUAGAUUAGUAAAUAAUCAAAAAGAGAAACAUAAAUACUUCAAUAUAUUUUAUGAUAAUAAUGAAAAGGAACUAUUAACCAAUUUACACGGUGAAAGGGGUGACACCGACGUAGAACAAACAGACAUUUUUACCACUGAUAAGUUAAAAGUAGGUUCUACAGAACUGCUUGAAAUCCAGCAAGAAGUUUUGAAGAAAUAUGUAAAUGUCAACCCAAUCUUAUUACUAAGUGAAUACAUUGUAGAAGAAUACAGAAACAAAAAUAAAAACAAUAAAAUAACAGAAAAUAACGUUUAUUAA